Alosa sapidissima (American shad) is the source of this 4507-nucleotide messenger RNA. It is a transcript of the gene ankrd24, whose product is annotated as ankyrin repeat domain 24. The coding region runs from base 529 to 4176 and encodes 1215 amino acids. Lineage: Eukaryota; Metazoa; Chordata; Actinopteri; Clupeiformes; Clupeidae. The record is from RefSeq and is a predicted model, not a curated record. Gene Ontology annotation, molecular function: actin binding. The transcript is spliced from 23 exons.
AGAGCGAAAGAGAGAGAGAGAGGGAGAGAAAGUAUGUUGUGACUGUGCCAACCAAUGACUGCGCUGUGCAUGUAUAUCUGCAAACGUCCGAGGUGGGUGAAGGGACUCAGAGUAUCAGCUGAUCAGUUGCUUUAGAAAGAGGCUGAUGUGAGGAUUCCAAAGGGGUGUGUCAGUGUGUGAGUCUGUGCGAGAAUGUCUGCUCGUCUUUAAAGGCUAGGAACCCGGUCAGUCUCCCAGGAUGUUUUUUAAGACAUUCUUAUUCCUGUGGACGGAAGAAAUUAAUUAGUCAGUCAGGAUGCAUGUUGGCGAAGAAUGGUCAGUCGAGCUAGUUUCACAAUGUAUAUGUCAGUGCUAAUAGCAAGAAGGGUAUUUAGGUUAUUUAUAAAUGAUUGUUGAAGGUCAUGUGUUUUGUCUGUGUUGAUUUUAAUUUGUUUGUCUUUUAACUACUGCUAAUUUUAGUUCACUUUUGGUGAUGAUUUAGAGACUGAGUACUUGAGAGCACAUGUCUGGAUUGCGUUCCUUAAGGGUAUGAGUAGCUGUAUGGAUCAGGCCCUGUCCAGCCUGAUGAAGCGCUUCUGUGCGUGUCUUGCCCUGCUGGGGAGCCAGGACUGGAAUAAGACUGAUGAGAAGCUGCUGCAGGCCGUGGAGCAGAACGAGCCGGACAAAGUCUCAGCACUCAUCGUCAAGAAGGGCCUCAAUCCCUCCAAACUGGACGCAGAGGGGAAAUCAGCGUUUCAUUUGUGUGCCUCACGAGGUCGUGCAGACUGUUUGGAGGUCAUUAUCUCUCACGGAGUGGACAUCAACAUCACAGAUGGUGCUGGAUUUAAUGCUCUUCAUCUUGCUGCCAAGAAUGGCCAACCUGAGUGUCUUAAAAGACUUUUGCAGGAGAGAAUGCCGGUUGAUUCCACUGACACCAUUGGGAGGACUGCCCUUCACCAUGCAGCCAUCAGUGGGUGUCUGUCAUGCACCGAGACUUUGUGGGAUUUCAAGGCUUCGCUGGAUGCCCAGGAUGGGGAUGGGGCAACAGCACUGCUCCUGGGAGCACAGAUGAGCAGAGUGGACUUGUGUGCUUUCCUGCUAGACCGCGGAGCUAACGCUAACAUACAGGACCAGCAGGGCAGGUCAGCAUUGAUGAUAGCAUGUGAAAGUGACAGUGUGGAGACAGUAGAAGCGUUGCUUAGGGGUGGGGCCAACCCCCAGCAGACCGACGUCUUCGGGCGCGAUGCAUCGCACUAUGGCGUCGCCACAGGCAACCAGAGAAUCACACAGCUGCUGCAGAACGGGGGUAAGGGGACCGCAGCAGGUAAAUGGACGCAGCCCCCUGCUGCCCCUCCCCCUGUUCCGGGGGGAUCUAUGCCCCGCAAGAGGAAGGCCCCUCCCCCACCCCGCUCCCCUCUACAGGCUGCAGGUCUAGGCCUGGAGCCACAGGCCACCUCCACCCCAAAGCCGUCCCCUGGGGAGAACCCCCGACCCAGAGCCCGCUCCCCUGGGGAGAACCCCCGACCCAGAACCCGCUCCCCCGGGGAGAACCCUCGGGCUGCGCCCCGCUCCCCACGCUCCAGCCAGUCCCCCGACAACCCCGCCCACUCUCAGCAGCCCAACCUGGAGCAGAGGAGUUUUUCUGCAAGCCAACCCAUUGGACAGUCCAUCAGCCAAGCUGAGGAUGAGGAGGUGUUUGAGGAGAUCCGUAGGCUGAGGCUUGAGAGGGGACGCCUGCUGCAGAAGAUUAAAGUUUUGGAGCAGCAGCAGCACAGCGCCCUCACUGCACUGGAGGAGCUGGCCAUGUUGCGGGCGCGUCUGGAGCAGGCGGAGGCUGAGCGAGAUCGUCUGCAGACUGAACUGGAGGAGCUGAGGGCAGCCCAGUCCGUCUGCCUCUUCAGCGACUCGGAGGAAUCAGACGGCAUGCUGGACUUCCCAGGAGCCGAAAAGCUCCUCUCCCGGCAGUCUAGGGCUGCAGAUGUGGAGCAGACCCAGGAGGAGGCCGCUGCAGCUGAGGAGGCCAACCCGGGGGAGCCUGGGGACGCGGCAGAGCUGCAGAAACAGGUGGAGGAGCUGACAGCUCAGAAUGCCGAGCUAGUGCUCAAAGUACAGAUGCUGGAGAUGUUUGAGAAGGAUGACACGAAUAUGGAGACCUCUGGGCCAGACUUUGUACCCACCGUGCUGUAUGAGUCCCUGAGGAAGGAGUAUGAGGAGCUGCAGGAAAAAUACUCUUGUGCCCAGGCUGCUGCUGAGGCCUCCAGCAUAGAUGAACCAGGGUCUGAGGGAAAACCGGAGGAGGUCAAGGAGCUGGGGGAGAAGACAGCAGAGGGGGAGUCAUCGAAAAAGGCUGAGGAGUCAACGGAUGGUGGAGGAGGAAGAGGAGGAGACGCAGAGGAGCGUGUGCGGAUCCUGGAGGUGCAGCUGGCGUCCACCCAGACCGAACUGAAGGAGCUGCGGGAGCAGGUGCAGGUGGGGGUGUUCUCCGUGGAGCAGACGGAGGCCGGGGGGGCAGGGCGGAGCAGCGGUCGGGAAGAGGGAGAGGGAGAGGGAGAGGGAGAGGGAGAGGCGGACGCCCAGCAGCUGAGGGAGAGGGUGAGACAGCUGGAACAGGAGCUGGCAGAGCGACGGGCGCCAGCGACGGGCGAGAGCAACGCGGUGCAACAGCUGCGGGAGGAAGUGGACGAGCUGCAGAGAGCCCUGGAGCAGGAGCGCAAGGCCAGCGCCGAGAGAAGGAGGGAUGAACGCAAAAAAGAAGAAGAAAAGACAAAACGAGAGGAGGAGGAGAGUGAGGCAGUGAGGAGGCUGAAAGAGCGUGUGAGGGAACUGGAGAAUAGACAGCAGGAGGAGGAGAAGAAGGAGGCGCGGAGCGGUGAGGGGGAGCUGACCCGCCACCUGCAGGCCCAGCUGGGCCAACUGGAAGCCCAGCUCAGGAGCAGCGUGCCACGGGCCGAGCUGGAUGAGGUGCGGGUCACCAUGGGCUUGCAGCUGGACCAGCUGGCCCGCGAGAGGGCCCAGGUGGCCCUGCGCCUCAACGACGCCCUGCUGGACCUGGAGAGGCUCCGGCCGCCAGCGCCGCAUGGAGACGAGGAAGACGAGGAGGGAGAGGACGAGGACGAGCGGUCAGAGGGGUCCGAACGCUCCGAACGCUCAAUCAUCUCGGAGCACUCGUUGCGCGGUGCGGGCACCGGUCAGACGCUGGCAGCGGUGAGGGCGGAGCUGGAGGCGGCGCGGCAGGAGGCGUCCCAGGCGCUGGACUCGCUGUGGGCCGAGCGCGAGGGCCGGGCACAGGAUGCGCUGCGUCUGCAGGACUCCGUGCCGCUGGUCCAGCACCAGGAGGCGCUCGAGGGCCUGUCCGAGCAACUGGCCCAGACGGCGGCCGAGCUGCAGAGGGAGGCGGCGCUCCGGUGCCAGGCCCAGGCCCAGGCCGCACGGCUACAGGAGCAACUGCAGGACGCUGAGCGGGACCUGGUCAGCAGGGAGGAGCACGAGAAGGUCAAGGCAGAGCUACAGCGUUCCCUGGAGGAGAGCGAGGGUAAAGCGCAGGCGGCACAGGAGGCGCUGAGCGAGAAGGAGACGGAGCUGAAGGAGCUCAAGUCCCAGAAGGCCAAGGAGCAGGGCCUGGUGUCGCAGGAGGACCACGAGGCCCAGCGUCUCUCGUUGCAGGCCGAGAUCAACGCCUUGACUGCACGCAUGGCCGACCUCCAGCGCAAGCACGAAAAGACCUGCACCGAGGUGUUCCAGGUGCAGCGGGAGGCUCUGUUCAACAAGAGCGAGCGGCAGGCUGCCGAGGCCCAGGUGGCUGCCGUGCAGAAGCAGCUGGAGGAGCUGCAGGCCCAGUCCAGCCACGUCCAGCAGCUGCACCAGGACAUCCAGCACUCACAGGGCCUCAUCAAGGAGAAGGACCGCAAGAUCACUGAGCUGUCUAAGGACGUGUUUCGUCUGAAGGAGGCUCUGGGUGCUCUGAGCCCUCCGCUGGGUGGUGUGCCUCCCCCUGGCAACCCUGGACAGCAGGUGGCGCUACAAAACCGUGUUUCUGCACUGACCCAGCAGCUGCAGGACUGUGAGCGCAAACACAAGACAGUGGUGGCCAUCUAUCGCUCUCAUCUGCUGGCCGCUGUACAGGGCCGCAUGGACGAGGAGGUGCAGGCUCUCCUACUCCAGAUCCUGAGGAUGUCCAGCAGAGACCAAAGCCACUGAGAAGCCAAAUAACCCCCUUCAUCAUGAACACACACCCUGUGACACACAAACAAGCUCACUCUACCAUGCAGCCGUUCCACCUGGGCCCGUGGGGGCCCUGCUGAUGAUGGCAGCUGCGUAUAAACCAUGCUGCUAAUAUGAUAUAAGAGUCCCGUGACUGAACUCAUUGAUUGUUAGCCUUAGCCUGUAUUUUGAUGGUGACAGAGAAAUAAAUAUACAAUUUAGCUGUAUUGAUUUUCAAGGCAUCAUCAAUAUAUUUUCUGUUUCUUGUGUGGGCUUAGAGGUUGCUUUUUUUGUACCUUAUUCUUUCAAUAAAUAAGGAGAGACGGUG